CAUUUUGUUACAGGCAUUCAAAAUAAUAAUGGAAAGUCAUUGGACCCUGAUUUUGCAUCGCUUCUUUUAGAAUAUUCCAGUUCAUACCGGUUUAGAUAUGUAUAGGUAAUUGAUUUACAACAGAUACCUUCAACUGCAGUUUCUGUAGAAUGGCUCUGGUACGAAGCAAUAUUCUGAGUCGAGUUUUUUAUAAGCCUUCCAUGCUUGAAACGAAACUUCAUUUACCACUUCUUGAACAAGUCCGAUACCGCAAGCCGAAGUGGUUACUACCACGUCGAGCACCUUCAAAAGCAGGGAUAUAUUUUAAUAAACCGAGACCUACGGAACAUGAUGUAAAGAAAAGUGAAUUAAUCUAUAAAUCUUAUAAUGAAAUGCUGAGAUCAAUAGCUGCUGCUUUCCAAGAAGAAAUAUUGAUAAACGAAGCUAAAAAGGAAUCAAAAACUGUCUCAAAAAAUAGUUUCGAUGAACAAAGCCACCAUGAAAAAUGUAUGGCAUAUAAUGAAGCUUAUAACAAAGAAAUGCGGGAAAAACGAGAACAAAAACUCGAUCGAAUAUUAGAAAACCAAGAACAACAACUGAGCCAGAAAGUCAGUUUAUUAGAAAAAAAAUUCGAACAUAAACUUGCUAAAUAUGAGCAAGAAGUUUUGACAGCGAUAGACGAAUCUGAAAAUUGGAUUACCGAGGAAAAUUUGGAAGAAAAAAUUGAAGAAGCUUUAGACAAUGUGGUUAACUUUAAUUUUGCUGUAAAAAGAAAUGGCAGAAUUGCGUUAAGAACUGUGAUACCAUAGCAUUGCUAAAGUACAUGAGAUUCGUAAAGUCUUGUUACAAUUAGAAAACAUUGGCAACUGACUUCAUAACGAAGUUUUGAAAUUGCAACUGGACUUUAUAAUCUUUUGUCAUCAUUUAGGCAUUACAUGUGAUAUAACAGCGAAAGUGCUGCUAUAUGUUACUUUUUUGUGUGCUUAAGGUUCUGAGGUGCACAUAAAGUGCAUAACUGACGAUAACAGUGUUUCCCAACAUUUAUGGCUCGUGGCGGUUUUAGCACUCAUUGCCCCCUGUUUAUCAAUCCAGUGGGAUUCAAAGUGUUAUUUUGAUUGGCAGAUUCCAAAACCCAUUAAAUGUUCAAACAAUUCAUGCUCAACAAAGUGAAAAGACCCUGUGAAAUAAGCUUAUCAAGCUAUUAAAAAGAAGAACAGGGUUUUUCAUUUAGUAAAACUGAAAUGAGUUUUGCGGCUAGCAAUGUGGCCCCUCUCCAACUGCUCUGUGGCUUCCUUAGGGAGCCACAGGCUCGUGGUUGGGAACCACUGCCACAGUAUUUUCUGCUGUGGUGCAGUACAUGGUGCUCAUAGAGCAGGGGUUCCCAAACUAUAUUGGACGCGGGCCAAAUUUGGAAUCGGGAGAAUGUUCGCGGGCCGGAAGAGUUUAGCGCCCGAAAGUUCGCGGCGGUUUAGCUGGGGUUCAGUGGAUUCACUAUUUUUUGCAAUCUGUUUGUUUGACUCAUAAUGGCGCUUAAUGUCGUAUUCCUUCAGAACUGGAAUAUUACAAAUCGCUGAAGUUUGAUUCUUUGCAAUACAGAAAUAUGAAAGCUACCAUUUAUCCCGGAAACGUCUAUUUGCAAAGUCUAGUUUUGUUUGUUUUUUUGACAUCUGUAAGCUUUCUUAUAGGGCUGAUAACUUAAUUACUGCUCUUUGUAAUCCUACUGUG
Molecule: messenger RNA, 1704 nt
Organism: Styela clava
Lineage: Eukaryota; Metazoa; Chordata; Ascidiacea; Stolidobranchia; Styelidae
Product: small ribosomal subunit protein mS26-like
Cellular component (GO): mitochondrial small ribosomal subunit
Source: RefSeq, a predicted model, not a curated record